UGACAAUCCAAUAUGGCGAAAGUUCAAAUCUAGAAAUUUCAGUGUUUUGAUUUUUAACUGCCUUUACCUCAUUAUUAAAGUAAUAUUACGAUGAAAACGAAGCAAUUAUCUUAACCUUCGUUUUCAAGAUAAAUUUUUUUCAUAGAUUUUUGAUUGAAAAUUGUGCAAAAGGCAACUUGAUCCAUGUGCAAUGAAAUUUCACCAAUGAAAUUGAAAACCAGGAAGGAGGAAGGAGGAAAAGGCCUAUUGGAGAAGGAAAAGUAGAUCUGAUUCAAAACACUAUACAGCCAUUUUAGAUACUGAAAUAAUCUCAACGUACGAUAGUACAUUUCCAUGACAAAACUGUAAAAUGGAUCCCCUUGGUUCUAAUUUAGAAACUGUAGAUAUUGCCACACUGACUCGCUGGGAUUCAACAGAAGUUGAAGACUAUGAUAUUCAGAUUGACAGCCCAGAGGGCCAGAGGGAGAGUGAUUUCAAAUUAAAUAAUGAACUGAACAGAAAAAUAAUUUUAUGGUCAGGAGACUUGGCAAGGCUGAACACAGAAGCUAUUGUGAACUCAACUAAUGAGGGUCUGAAUGACAAGAAUAUACUGAGUGAGAGAAUCUUUAGAUUUGCAGGAUCUGGACUUCAAAAGGAAAUUCGCACAAACAUUAAAUCUUGUCGAACUGGAGAAGCUAAAUUGACCAAGGGUUAUAAUCUCCCAUGUCGUUACAUCAUACACACAGUAGGUCCUCGGUACAACAUCAAAUAUAGGACAGCUGCAGAGAGCGCCCUCUAUAACUCUUACAGAAAUGUCAUGCAAGUCGUCAAAGAGACAGCUAUAACAUCUAUUGGGCUCUGCUGUAUCAACUCAAUGCGAAGAGGCUACCCUCCUGAAGAAGGCGCACAUAUAGCCAUACGCACUGUCCGAAGGUUUCUGGAGAAGUAUGGAGAUACGAUUGAUACAGUUGUCUUCUGUGCUACAGAAAUAGAUGAAAUGGUGUAUAAAAGUGUGUUGCCCCUUUAUUUCCCACGUACAGUGAAUGAGGAGAAUUACAUGGCUUACCACCUCCCUCCAGAGAUUGGCAAUGAGUUGGGAGAACCAGUCAUUGAAGAAAGAAAAAUACGCAUUUUGGAUAAACCAAUGAGGGCCAAGGAUCCAGAUUCUGGGGAGUUGGAAGACAGUAUCAAUCUGGAGGAUGAAUUUGAACUUUCCGUUGCUAUUGGAAACCAUGCAUUUUCCAAGAUGGAGAAGAAUCCAGAUACUGAUAAGAAGGCAAAACUUCAGGGUAGAAGUACAGAGGAAAUGUUAAAACUUGAGAGACAAAGGAGAUAUGAAAGAUGGCUUAAGAGAGCAAAAACUGAAGAUCUAUCAGAGAUUGCCGCACUGCGGUGUUUCUACCACAGUGGGGUUGACAGGAUGGGAAGGCCUGUCGUUAUAUUUGUUGGCAGGAAUUUUGCUUCCGAUAAAGUUGACCUUGUCAAGGCGUUGUUAUAUUUCAUCAACUUGAUGGAGCCACUAGUGUCUCAGCCCUACGUGAUGGUCUACCUACACACUCUUACAAGCAGAGACAACCAGCCACAUAUGGGCUUCCUGAAGGAAGUUUACUAUCUGGUGGACGAUAAGUAUCGGGAUAACCUGAGAGCUCUCUAUGUUGUGCAUCCAACUGUCUGGACUAGGCUGAUGAGUUGGUUUGUGACUACAUUCAGUAUAUCUGGUAUAAGAAACAAGGUACACAGUCUUCCAGGGGUGGAGUACCUUUAUACAAAGAUCAGACCCGAUCAGCUAGAUAUCCCUGCCUUUGUACUUGAUCAUGACAUACAGUUAAAUGGCACAAACUACUACAAUUGUGAAGCUUUGGAGCAUGGUCAGCUGUAGCUCUAUACAAGACACUGAGGAGCUUUUCAUAGCCCAUGAUUCUUUUGCACACUAGGCUCUUGUCAGCUUGAGAUUUAUUUUAUGGUUGGUCGAGCAAUUAUGAAGUCAGUUUAGAGUCAUUAUGCUUAUAAACCUCCAUUGUAAAUUAUUUUUGUAAUAGAUUAAAAAUUACUGUAGCAGUCAGAAUUUUAAACAUAUGUAAUCUAUAUGAGGGUGUGGCAACUUUUAUUAGAUUUAAAGGGAGAAUUAGUCAUAAAAAUUCUUUUGAGUAAGAUUAGUUAGUGUGAAUCUUGUU
Molecule: messenger RNA, 2153 nt
Organism: Owenia fusiformis
Lineage: Eukaryota; Metazoa; Annelida; Polychaeta; Sabellida; Oweniidae
Source: the annotation of a GenBank genome assembly